Xenopus tropicalis (tropical clawed frog) is the source of this 3004-nucleotide messenger RNA. It is a transcript of the gene tmem63a, whose product is annotated as transmembrane protein 63A. The record is from RefSeq and is marked provisional. Gene Ontology annotation, cellular component: membrane. NCBI's taxonomy places the organism in Eukaryota, Metazoa, Chordata, Amphibia, Anura, Pipidae. Gene Ontology annotation, molecular function: calcium-activated cation channel activity. Gene Ontology annotation, biological process: monoatomic cation transmembrane transport.
CUAACGCCUUCCCAGCGGCUCCCUCCCUCCCUCCUCCCCAUGUACCCCGGGACCCUGUGCCCUCCGUCUGGCACAAACCCGCCCUUUAGUCUGGUAUCUCCAGCCUCCUAACCCACAAUGGAGUUGUUUUCUUUCAAAGUCGCCUCAAAUUCCUCGUCAAUCUCUUACUGGAUCGAAGGUCCCCUUUUCACCCAGUCAAAUGACACCUGUUACAGCGGGCCUAUGGGAAGCACAGUGCUGCAGGGAGUGACGUUUGGAGGGAUCCCUACAGUAUUGGUGCUGGAUGUGGCUUGUUUUAUGUUUCUGCUGUUGGCGUUCGCCAUUAUACGGAGGCAUUUCUGGGAUUAUGGCAGAGUUGCGCUGGUGUACGAUGCCGACAGCUCUCCGCACAGCCGCUACCGAAGGCUUUCAUCAUCCUCCGGCGGCGAGGAACUCGAAAGGGACAAUGGUUUUUGCUACUGGAUGACUUCCACCUUCCAAAUGAACGAUGAGGAUAUCUAUGACCGAUGCGGAGAAGACGCCACUCACUACCUCUCUUUCCAGCGCCAUAUCAUUUGCCUGCUCAUCAUCGCCAGCAUCCUCUCCGUAGGCGUCAUCCUUCCCGUGAAUUUGUCUGGGAAUUUACUCGACAAGGACCCCCUGAGCUUCGGGAGGACCACCAUUGCAAACCUCCAGCAUCAUGAUCGCCUCCUGUGGCUGCACACAGUGGUUGCGGUCGUUUAUCUGAUCCUCACUGUGGUUUUCAUGCGCCAUCACCUCUCUGCUAUUAAAUACAAGGAGGAGAAUACGGUUAAACAGACCCUUUUCAUCACUGGGCUGCCCCGGAACGUAGAUAAGGAGACCGUACGCCUUCACUUUAGUGAGGCCUAUCCCAGCUGCCAAGUGGAGGAGGUUAACCUGUGCUACGAUGUUGCCGACCUGAUUCGUCUUUCCAAAGAGAGGAAAAAGGCAGAAAAGAACUUGGCAUAUUUUACCAAUCUGCUGAACAAGACCGGGAGAAGAGUUUUAAUAAACACAAAGCCCUGUGGGCAGUUCUGUUGCUGUGUUGUUCGUGGAUGUGAAAGGGAGGAUGCUAUCGAGUACUACACGAGAGUGAGAGAUGGAGUGAUGGAGGAGUACGCACGGAAGCAGGAGGUGGUUUGCGACAUUCCGCUGGGAAUUGUAUUUGUUACAUUUGCAGACAAAUCAAUGUCGACUCUGAUCCUGAAAGAUUUCAAUGCUGUGAAAUGCAGCGGGUACCGAUGCGCCCAUGAAACCCAGCCCUCGGCCUAUAGCAAACAGCUGGGCACCUCCCGGUGGGGCGUCACCUAUGCCACCUACCCAGAGAACAUAUGCUGGGGAAACCUCUCGUUACAGGGUGUAAAGUGGUGGGCCCGGUGUUUGGGGAUCAACUUCUGCCUCUUCAUUGUGCUCUUCUUCCUAACAACACCCUCCAUUAUUAUCUCUACCAUGGACAAAUUCAACGUCACCAAACCCAUCCAGGCCCUGAAUAACCCUGUGAUCAGCCAGUUCUUCCCCACUCUCAUGCUGUGGUCGUUCUCUGCCCUGUUACCCACUAUUGUAUAUUACUCCACUUUAUUGGAGGCUCACUGGACCAAAUCCGCAGAGAACAGGAUCAUGAUGCACAAAGUCUACAUCUUCCUCAUAUUCAUGGUUCUCAUCCUGCCGUCUCUCGGACUCACCAGUUUAGACUUCUUUUUCCGCUGGCUGUUUGACAGAGCGCUGGAUCUUCAGGGUCCCGUCAGGCUGGAAUGCGUAUUCCUCCCCGAUCAAGGGGCCUUCUUUGUCAAUUACGUGAUCGCUUCGGCUUUUGUGGGCAACGGCAUGGAGCUGAUGCGCCUCCCGGGUCUCAUCUUAUACACCAUCCGUAUGAUCAUGGCCAAGUCUGCUGCGGAGAGGCGCAACAUCAAACAGAACCAAGCCUUCGAGUACGAGUUUGGAGCAAUGUACGCCUGGAUGCUGUGUGUGUUCACCGUCGUCAUGGCCUACAGUAUCACUUGCCCAAUCAUCGUUCCCUUCGGGCUGAUUUACCUGCUGCUCAAACAUAUGGUGGAUAGGCACAACCUAUACUAUGCCUACCUGCCCACCAAGCUGGAUAAGAAAAUCCACUUCUCUGCCGUACGCCAGGCCCUGACCGCCCCCAUCCUCUGCCUGAUGUGGCUCUUCUUUUACUCCCUUUUGCGAAUGGGCUUCACGGCCCCAUCGACACUAUUUACCCUCAUCAUCCUGCUCAUCACCAUACUGAUCUGCCUGCUCUACACCUGCUUCGGCUUCUUCCGGCACCUCAACCCAAUGUACUAUAAGAUUGAAGAGAAGUCAGGAGGAAGGGGAGACUCGCCGCAGGAAGGGCAACCUCGCAAAGCUGCUAUGUAUGUCCCCCAUGUAUUGCUCAGUGCACCCCCGGAACAAACCAAGCUGGGGGUACAGGAGCAGCAGACCUACGGGGCCCUGGAAGAGACUGAUAUGGUAUUUUCCACCGAGGACACCGCUCAGCUUGUCGACUAUGAAGCCUCGUGAAGGAGCAGUUCCAGCAAAACAGCACUAGGGGGAGCGCUUGCACCAUACAGCCAGUGGCCAGCACGGAAAUGGAAGGAAUGGGGGAGAUAAAUAGGAUUCCGGAUACUGAGCAGCUGGGCCGGCUCUAAAGCGCACAUGUUGGGGGGCACGGGGGGGACGGGGCUUUGUUAGGAUUUCCGGGAGGAUUGUUCCUCUGACACUGAGCGGCCCAUUCAGCGCAUCGUUGCCAUUGAUUGGGCGCCCAGCUGUCCCUGCUACAAGGAGCUGCCUGUCUGUACAGAACUGCCCGGCCAGGAUUGGGCCUAUCCAGGGAGGAUUGGGGUGCCCCCUGCCCCCCGUCUGUAUGUGCAACACUCCUGCCUUUGCCAAAGGAAAGAAUCCAAAGCAUUUCUGGGUUUAACCCCCUCCCUGCUGCAUUUCACUGUUAUAUUUAUGUACCUUUUUAAAGGGAAACUUAUUUCUACUAAAACUUUCUAUAAAAAACAAA